Oryzias latipes (Japanese medaka) is the source of this 1196-nucleotide messenger RNA. Its product is annotated as major histocompatibility complex class I-related protein 1-like. Gene Ontology annotation, biological process: immune response. Gene Ontology annotation, cellular component: external side of plasma membrane. Lineage: Eukaryota; Metazoa; Chordata; Actinopteri; Beloniformes; Adrianichthyidae. The record is from RefSeq and is a predicted model, not a curated record.
AGAAAACCAAACCACUGAAUCCUUACAGUGGGACGAUGAAAGCAAUGAAGUCAAAGGUUUCCAACAGUACAGUGUUGAUGGGGAAGACUUCAUCUCUGUGGACCUGUAGACCGAGACAUGGAUUGCUCCAAAAACACAAGGUGUUGGGAUAAAACAUUUAUGGGAUGCAGACAAAGAGAGAUUAAAGCACUUUAAAAUCUAUCACAUAUCAUCAUGUCCUGAAUUGCUUAAGGAACACAUGCACUAUGGGAGGAGUUUUCUGCAGAGAACAGAGCGUCCUUCAGUAUCUUUUCUCCAGAAGACUCCCUCCUCUCCGGUCUGCUGCCAUGCCACUGGCUUUUAUCCUGACAGAGCUGAUCUGUUCUGGAGGAAAGAUGGAGAGGAGAUUCAUGAGGGUGUGGAGAAGGGACAGAUCCUACCUAACCAUGAUGGAACCUUCCAGAUGAGCUCAGAGCUGAACGUUUCAUUGAUCAAACAUGAGGACUGGAGGAGGUAUGACUGUGUGUUCCAGCUCUCUGGACUAACAGAAGACAUCGUCUCCAUGCUGGACAAAACACAGAUUCAGACAAACUGGGUUUCUCCUUCAGAGUUUCCAGUUGGUCCUGUUGUUGGAGGAGCAGCUGGAGUGGUUCUGCUCCUGGUGAUCAGUGGAGUCCUCUACUGCUGUUGGAGAAACAGAAAUGACUUCCAGCCUGUUGAUGGUAAUUGUUGACCAUUUAGACCAGGGGGGUCCAAAUCCAGAAACCUUGCCUUGUCUGAUGCUGUUUAUCUGGAUCAGGUGUGUUUAAGAAUUUUCUAUGGUAGGUCGUAAACAUGUACAGUAGGACACUGGCGCUUGAGGCCUGGAUUUGGACAUCCGUGUUUUAGAUCUUUAUUUUUUCUUGUUUUGGGAUACUAUAAGAUGUGCAGAAGGUUCAGGAAGACUCGAAAUACAACACAAUGACCAACCACAUCAAUGGCUGCCUCAACCACAUCAAUGGCUGCCUGGAGUGCGGGGCGGUUCUCCCUUGGGGGGUUCUGGCUAGUACCUGGGGUUGGGGCUGGGGGAUGCCCAGAACUCCUGGGUGGUGAUGAGGUGCUUGUCUGGGGCUGUGGGCACUCUUCUGCGGGGCCCCACAUUGGGCCCUCCUGGCAUGGCAGGGGGGCUGCUUUCCGGAUUGGGCCACAUCUGCACUCUCUGUCCCCCCAUUCCUCUC